UUCGCUUGGAACUUGAAUCUGCUCUAUACAUUUUUUAAAAUUAAAUUAUUCUAUUUCAGCUUUAUAGUGAUGCAGAGAAUCCUUAUAACUAUCCUGGCUUUCUUGUUAGCAAUCCAAAAUAUUGCCAGCUAUACUAAUUCAUGGUCCCAUUAGCAGAGGCACAGUUCAGGAAACAGCUGCUUGCUCAAAUUGAUCUCCCCUCUUCUUUGCUUUCUGUUAGUAGAGGAUAAGUUGUGCUAGUGAAGUUGAAAACUAUAGAGGGGAGCAAGGAAGAGAGCAAGAACCAUUAGAAGAAUUUAUCAAAGUAUACAGAGUGGGAUCAAUUAAGCACAAGGCUACAAGCAUGUAUAGUUAAAUCAAAAGUACAUCUAUGACUCUGCACUUGAAAUUGAAACUAAAGUUCUGUGAUGUCAUCAAGAUCCCACUUCUUUGAUAAUUAAGCAUAAUGUGCAAUAACAUGGCUGAAAGUAAGGGUUGAAGGUUAACUUGUAUACUGUUAGUUGAGUAAGUUAGCUUAUUUUUUCUUUGUAAAUUAUGGAAGGAGUGUGCAUUUAUGUGUGUCAUCAGAGGCAUGUUCUUUUUUCUGUAUGGCCAUAUUUCAGCAGAGGCAUGUCAUCAGAAGCAUGUUGAAGGUUAACUUGUUUACUGAUUGUUGAGUAAGUUAGCUUAUUUAUUCUUUGUAAAAUCUGGAAGUAGUGUGCACUUAUGUGUGUGAUCAGAGGCAUGUUCUUUUUUCUGUAUGGUCAUAUUUCAGCAGUUAAAUUAAUUUGCUGUGCCAUGUGGAAGACGCAUCAAACAUGGAUGUCUCAAGAUGUAUUUCCAUGAUCUAUGUGAAUUAUCGCUCUUCAAUUUUGCAUCAGAGGACUGGCAGGAGAAUGAACUGUCAAGAGAUUGAGGCUAUCAAAAGCCUUGACAUACCUGAAACUACCACUAUAAUUGAAGCUUGUCACCGGAUGGCUGCUCGUAGAGUUGAUGCUUUGUUGCUAACGGAUUCAAAUCCAAUAUUGUGUGGAAUCCUGGCAGAUAAGGAUAUAGCUAUGAAAGUUAUUGCUCAUGAUCUAAAUCUGGAGGAAACUCCUGUGUCUAAGGUUAUGACUAGGAAUCCAGUAUUUGUGCUUUCUGAUUCUCUUGCUGUUGAAGCAUUGCAUAAAAUGGUCCAAGGAAAGUUUAGACAUUUACCAGUUGUUGAAAAAGGAGAGGUGGUUGCCUUACUUGAUAUUGCAAAAUGUUUGUAUGAUGCUAUUGCUCGUUUGGAGAGGGCAGCUGAGAAGGGAAAGGAAAUUGCAGCUGCUGUUGAAGGCGUGGAGAAACAAUGGGGGACAGCAGUUUCUGACUUUCUGGUUGGUCCCAACACAUUCAUUGAGACACUUCGAGAGCACUUGUUUACACCCUCUGUUUCCACUAUAAUCGCUGAGAACUCAAAGAUUGUUACAGUAUAUCCAAGUGACACUGUGCUAGAGGCUGCAAAGAAGAUGCUUGAAGUUCAAGCAAGCUCUGCCAUUGUUAUUUUAGAAAAAAAACCACGAGGAAUACUUAAUUCGAAGGACAUGCUGAUGAGAGUCGUAGCUCAAGAUCUUCCUCCAGGAUCUACUUUAGUAGAGAAGGUGAUGACACCUAAUCCAGAAUGUGCUACAGUUGAUACACCCGUUGUUGAUGCACCUCAUACCAUGCAUAAUGGGAAAUUUUUGCACCUUCCAGUUGUUGAUAAAGAAGCUGUUCUUGAUGUGCUUCAUAUAACUUAUGCUGCCAUAGCCACAGCUGGGAGUACCGCGGCAGUCAAUGUUGAGGCCACAAACACAAUGUUGAGAAAUUUUUGGGAUUCUGCAAUGGAAUUUACCCCAGAUGACGAUGAUGACACUAGGAGUGAGAAUUCCUUGAAGAUGCCUUCUGAUGCAGGAGAGGUUGGUCGAUCUGUUGCUUAUUCUACUUUGACCUACAGCAUAUUUGCUUUCAAGAUUCAAGAUGGAAAAGGACGGAUGCAUAGAUUUUUAUGUGGUACACAGAAAUUGACUGACCUUAUAGCAGCAAUCCUUCAGAGAUUAGGAGAUGAAAUUAACCGUGAAAACCUUCCACAUAUUCUGUAUGAAGAUGAAGACAAGGACAAGGACAAGGUCGUACUUGCAUCCAAUAAUGACCUUCAAGCAGCUGUAGCUCAUGCUAGGCUAGCUGGUUGGAAGGGGCUGCCUUUGUUACUGGUUUAGGCAUUUUGCAUUUUUUGAGGCAACCUGGAAAUUGAUUCCAUAUACACUUUGCUCGGAGAGUUGGAAGACAAAAAGGGAACAGAAUGUUGCUGUCGUAUCUUUGAGUUUCCAUUUCUGGUGGGUAUAGUUUAAUCUAACAAGAAAAAUAUGAUUGUGUUUUACAAUAAGUAGAGGUGAUUAUGACGAAAAAUCGUUGCUAUUCUUGGGGUGCAUCUUUGCAUCUAUGCAUCUUCAUUCAACUUUCUAUUUGUAGUGAAAAAAAUUAAUGGAAUUCCUUUUUGUUUUAACACUA
Molecule: messenger RNA, 2493 nt
Organism: Salvia splendens (bonfire salvia)
Lineage: Eukaryota; Viridiplantae; Streptophyta; Magnoliopsida; Lamiales; Lamiaceae
Product: CBS domain-containing protein CBSCBSPB5
Exons: 13
Coding region: 798-2201 (467 amino acids)
Molecular function (GO): protein binding
Source: RefSeq, a predicted model, not a curated record